AUGAGUCGAAGCAAUUCAGAAGCCACCGAGUAUCUCACCGCUCUACUGAACAAGAACCUACGUAUCCAUACCACCGACUCUCGUAUCUUCGUCGGCACCAUGAAAUGUACCGACCAGGAACGCAAUAUUAUUCUAUCAUUGACGCAUGAAUAUCGCAAACCGCCGCCAAGUGUGGUUGAGGAUGCUGCACACCAGAUGGAUCUCGAAGGUGCGACUGGCAAUGUGAAGGUGGAUAUGGUCAAGAGAUUUGUUGGCUUGGUCGUCGUGCCAGGCAGAUAUAUCACCAAGAUCGAGGUCGAGGAGUGA
Molecule: messenger RNA, 306 nt
Organism: Aureobasidium subglaciale EXF-2481
Lineage: Eukaryota; Fungi; Ascomycota; Dothideomycetes; Dothideales; Saccotheciaceae
Exons: 2
Coding region: 1-306 (101 amino acids)
Cellular component (GO): NatC complex
Source: RefSeq, a predicted model, not a curated record